AUUUUCAAAGACAAGACCUUUGCUGUUAAGGUUCUACCAAAGUCAGAGAUCUUGAAGCACGGAGUGGUGGAGCAGUCGAAAGAAGAAGUCAUCAUUCAGGUAUCAUCAGUUUUGGUAAAAGCGGCAGCUCAAACACCCAUUUAUCCACAAUCUGCAGGACUGCUGGCAGACACAGCGCCAUCUCUUCAUUAGUGAGUCAAUAAGUAUACAAACGAUGCACAGUUCGACCCUCUUCCCUUCUACUAUUCUUCCCUUCUUUAUGUUUCUGAGGAGCUUUUUUCCUCUUGUAGUCUCAUAGUGACAUAAAGUAGACUGUUUGUGAACAUGCAGGCUGACUGACUGCUGCAUCCUCACAAAUCUCAGUACUGGAUACUGAAGAGGUACACUGCCAUCUAAUGAGAGCGUUGGGUAAAGCUCAGUGUGGUGGCUGUACUGCCUGCUUACAGAUUUGAUCAACCGUGAUGAUACAUUUAUGUGUAUUCAGUUCUAAGAACAGUACAAAUGAGCGUCUUAAGUGGUGAGAUUAGUAUUAAAACAGCUCACAGGAGAAUAACAUGACAGAAGCAUUUGUUUGUGACCUGAUUCAACCUUAUUCCAUCCUUCUUUCUUUCCCCAGCAACACUAUUACCAAAUAUAUUUGUUUUUCUCUUCUUUGUGGUUUCCUUAUUUCUGACUUUUUAUUUCAGAACUUGCUGCCCUGCGUUAACUCAGUAUCUGCUUUCAAAGAUAUAAGAAGUAUAUGUGUGUGUGUCUCCUCCGCAGUGUGUGACUACUGCAGUGUUGGAGACUUGUACACUUACUGGUUACUGAAGGGCCAGUUUGGGGAGGAUGAGGUUCAGCUGUUUGCAGCAGAGCUGGGCAGCGCACUGGGAUUCCUACAUGACUUAGGGAUCAUGCAUAGAGAUAUAAAGAUGGAGAACGUUCUUUUAAGUGAUCAAGGUCACCUCCGUUUGUCUGAUUUCGGACUCUCGCGGCGGCUGAAACGAGGAGGAAGAGCGUUCACAAUAUGUGGGACGAUCCAGUACAUGGAGCAACAUCAGAGCCCCACCUGCGUUUUGCUCCCAUUGGAUUCAGUUGACCCAGUUAUGUACAUGAUGCACCUGUACUUUACAUAUUAUUGCUUUUGGUUCUCUCAGCAAGGCUUCUCAGAACAUUUCCCACCUGAAGUUUUAAGUGGGGGUCCAUACAACCACGCUGCUGACUGGUGGUCCCUUGGCAUUAUGUUGUUCUCACUGGUGACAGGAGAGUUUCCAGUACCUGCAGAGCCAGACCACAGUACCAUGUUUCACAAGGUCAAAGUUUUUCCUUAUGUCCUACCUGAGACCUUCAGCUCUGCUCUGCUCUUACUGCUCACGGAGCUUUUGUGCAAGAAUCCAGCAAACCGGCUUCGUAACCUGGAGAGUUUCAAGAUGCAGCCCUUCUUUCGCGGUGCUUCGUUUGACUCUCUCAUCCUUCAAAAGACACCUGUUGACGUCAUCCUCCAGCUCAGGACUCACCCUGAUUGGACCACCAAAGCAAUGAGAGGCCUUUCAUUGGACUACUUUGAUAGCUUCGACUGUAAUCAAAUCCUUAAUUCCCCUACAACUCCCACUGAACUGUCUCCUGGUUUGACCAGCGUGGACCCCAACCCGGCCACAGAGCAGACUGGACUGUGUUUUUGUGCCUGAAUACAGAAGCUGACUGGAAACUAGAAACCCUUCGAUGAUCCAUCACCUCUUGGACUUGUUUAAACGAGCCCUUUUCCUCUGUUGUAGCAGUAUUAACAGAUUUGUCUCCUACUGCGGUCCUGCAGCCAAUGUUCUGCUCCAUUUUUAUUGCUGCCAGUAUAUAAUGAAUAAAUAAUAUAUUUUGUUUAUUUCUUACAAUUUUACAAUGAGACAGCUUACAGGGGUUUAUUCUUACAUUUUGAAAUGAAACUUUGAUUUUGUAAACAUUUUCUACCCCUUGGUGUUAGGUCUAUCUUUGACGCUGUCGCAUGUACUUGUUUGUAUUCAUUAUUUGGAUAUUACCAAAAGUAAUCUGUUAAUGAGCUCUAUUAUGAUAUUUCUGUGCAUCUUCAUUAAAUGUAGUCUUUCAAUCCUUGUA
Messenger RNA from Dicentrarchus labrax (European seabass), 2085 nucleotides. It is a transcript of the gene rskra, whose product is annotated as ribosomal protein S6 kinase related a. Lineage: Eukaryota; Metazoa; Chordata; Actinopteri; Moronidae. Gene Ontology annotation, molecular function: protein serine/threonine kinase activity; ATP binding. The transcript has 10 exons. Bases 555 to 1667 code for a protein of 370 amino acids. The record is from RefSeq and is a predicted model, not a curated record. Gene Ontology annotation, biological process: protein phosphorylation.